Daphnia pulicaria is the source of this 2106-nucleotide messenger RNA. Its product is annotated as flocculation protein FLO11-like. The coding region runs from base 115 to 2010 and encodes 631 amino acids. The record is from RefSeq and is a predicted model, not a curated record. Gene Ontology annotation, molecular function: chitin binding. NCBI's taxonomy places the organism in Eukaryota, Metazoa, Arthropoda, Branchiopoda, Diplostraca, Daphniidae. The transcript has 6 exons. Gene Ontology annotation, cellular component: extracellular region.
UGUUCGCUACUUAUAGUGCCAAUCUGGAAACAAGUCUCACGAAAUUAAGAAACUAUAUUUAAAAGUUGAAUACCUCUUGCUUACUGCGGAAAACCUUAAAUUAAACAAAGCACGAUGAGUCUUGCAAGCCUUUAUUUGGGUGUAUUUGUUCUAACAUUCAUCGUGGUUGACUGCGCCAGCAUCAUGGAAAACACAAAGACAUUGGGGGAAUUUCGCCGUCAACCGUCUCGAAUCGGCCGUAAACUCCUCGGAGUAGCCGGGGAAGAUUAUCCAAUGUUCCCAGUCGUCCCGUCUACAGCGUUCAAAUGCAGCCCAAACAAACCCGGCUACUACGCGGAUGUCGAAGCCCUUUGUCAGGUGUUCCAUGUCUGCCAGAUCGACGGACGUCACGACAGUUUCCUCUGCCCCAACGGAACGCUAUUCAAUCAAAAUUACUUCGUUUGCGAUUGGUGGUACAAUGUCGACUGCUCCGCCGCUCCUUCGCUGUAUAUCCGCAACGAGAUGUUAUUCCAGCAUCCGCAGCAAGUAUUAUCUUCCCGGACGCACGCCAAUUCAAACACAAGACUUGUCAAUCCUGAUCCAUCGACAGAGAAUUACAACGCUCCUUCCCAGCAUAUUAUCUUGCCCGCCAGACCGGAGAACGUCGCCGCCAGUAAUACCCACCACCAGCAUCAACAAACGGUUACCGCAACGGCCGCUAGAGAGCAACAACAACAUCCAACGACGUCGAAUGCCGGAGACAAAUACGGAUCGAAAAUUCCUAGCGUCAACCGAAUGGGCGGACUCGACCCAGCCGAGAUUGAAAAUCUGUUCGAUAAUCACAAAAUCGCUUUCGUCGCUCCUGUAACCGAGUCGGAAAUCUUGGUGGAAACCACCGAAGCGAAUCCGACCAGCACAAUCCAGCCGUUUGACGAGGAAGAAUUCACGUCCAACUUGAAAUUUCAAUUGAAUGUCGAAGAACAGCAGCAGCUCGCCGUUGUUCCAGUCACGACCAACGCCCCGGAAGAAUUCGACGAUAGCAAAAUCAACGACGACAACAAACUAGUCGCUCCACAAACCGACAAGGAUUCCUACAACAACUUAACCACAGAGAAAUCAGCCGAAUCAUCAACGGUGGACGUUGGAGUAGAGUCCGUCCAGAAUGUCCUGACCGCUAACGAGUCGCAGCCAUUGAGCGAGGAGUUGACUACCACCGUCCAACCUAAUCUAGCGAGCGCGGACGCUCAAACUUCAGCUGUUGUUGUCACGUUAAAUUCCGUGUCUGAAAAGGAUUUAGAUGCUGACGAUUACAGGGCGACAACUCUGGCUAGUCCCACCACUGAUCCGGCAGCUCACUUUCUUGAACUUCCUGACGUUUCACCAACAGAAGAGUCGACCGAGUUCAGUUCGUCGACAAACAAAGCCAUCGCAGUCAGCAGCAGCAGCUCCGACCUGGUUGACGAUUCAACCCAAUCAAACUUUGUGACUGGAUUAGAAACGACGACUUUUAUUCCGGACAUUUCCUCUUUGCAGAGCACAGGAUCAGACAAUAACGGGCUGCAGGACGAGCUGACGGAGUUGAUCGCGACGUCGCCCAUUCCGGAUGUAUUCUCCUCGCCGAUCGUUGAGAGUUUAGAUUUCAACGUUAUCGCCGACAGCAAUUCUUUCAGUUCGGGAAUAAUCAUCAGCGACGGCAAUGCAACUGCUAACAUUCAAGUUUCGUCAUUCGCUGAAAGUUCCAGCGCGCCGGGCAAUGGCAGCCAAUUAUUAACGCCCACCGCCUCGUCUGCCGUCAAGUCCACCACAGCAUCCUCCUACACAGAAACAACGCCGUCGGCAUCAACAACGACUCAACCCAUCAUCAAGACUACUGACUCUGUCAUAUCGUUGAUCGCUUAUAAGGACGGAAAACGAACUCUUUACGAUAAACUUAAACCGGCUAUAGUUGGAGACGUUAGGCCUAUCGUCCCGGCCAUGUACGGAAGGAAAAUUCACCCGAGGAACGGAAACAAAAUCCCCAAGUCUUUUUAAACACAUUUUUGUUUUUAUUAACGUGUAUAACCUCAUAUCCAAGUGAACAUAACCCACAUAUAUAGAUAUAUAAAUAUAUAUACAUCGCGCUUGCUG